Messenger RNA from Bipolaris zeicola 26-R-13, 1332 nucleotides. RefSeq lists its product as uncharacterized. Lineage: Eukaryota; Fungi; Ascomycota; Dothideomycetes; Pleosporales; Pleosporaceae. Gene Ontology annotation, cellular component: cytosol; nucleus; preribosome, small subunit precursor. Gene Ontology annotation, biological process: protein phosphorylation; maturation of SSU-rRNA. Gene Ontology annotation, molecular function: protein serine/threonine kinase activity; ATP binding. Bases 1 to 1332 code for a protein of 443 amino acids. The record is from RefSeq and is a predicted model, not a curated record. The transcript has 2 exons.
AUGAAGCUCAACGUCAAGAACAUUCGCUACCUGACCGCCGAUGACUGGCGCGCCCUGACUGCGACAGAAAUGGGCAGUCGAAAUCAUGAGAUUGUGCCCACGCCUCUGAUUUCCCAGAUUGCCGCUCUCCGCUCAGGCACUGGCGUUCACCGCUGUAUUUCCAAUUUGGCCAAAAUUGGCCUCAUCGCAAAAGUCCGCAAUGCCAAAUACGACGGCUACCGCCUGACGUACGGCGGCCUCGACUACCUCGCCCUACACACCCACCAGAAGGCCGCUACCGUCUACUCGGUUGGCAACCAGAUUGGCAUAGGCAAGGAGUCGGAUAUUAUUGUGUGUGCCUCCGAGACGGGCAAGCAGCUGGUUCUUAAGAUCCACCGUCUGGGCCGCAUAUCCUUCCGCACAGUCAAAGCGAACCGUGACUAUCUGCGGAACCGCCAAGGUGGCUCGUGGAUGUACAUGUCGCGUCUCGCCGCCCUGAAAGAAUAUGAGUUCAUGAAGGCGUUGCGAGCCGAGGGCUUUCCAGUCCCCGAGCCUGUCGGCCAGAACAGACACACCGUCGUCAUGAGCCUCAUCGAUGCCUUUCCCAUGCGCCAGAUCUCCAAGGUCGGAAACCCUGCGCCUCUCUACGCUGAACUCCUCGCCCUCAUUGUCCGUCUUGCACAAUAUGGUCUGAUCCACGGAGACUUCAAUGAAUUUAACAUCCUUGUCGAGGAACGCACAGAAAAGGACGGCAACGUGACCCUGGUACCUACGCUUAUCGAUUUCCCGCAAAUGGUUUCCAUCGACCACGCCAACGCCGAAUACUACUUUGACCGCGACGUUGCCUGCAUAAAGCGUUUCUUUGAUCGUCGUUUUGGCUUCACAAGUGACGAGCCCGGCCCGUUCUUCAAGGAUGCGACAAAAAAGCUGGUCAAGAGGUUGGAUGUCGAGGUGCAGGCUUCUGGUUUCAGCAAGAAGAUGGCAAAGGAACUGGAAGUUUACAUGAAGGAGCACGGUAUUGACGGUGACGCUGUAAAUGCCGAAUCAGGUGUGGAUGGUAACGAGCCUGGUGACGAAGAUGAGGAUGAAGCUGGUCUUGAAGAAGACUACGGCGAGACUGAAGACUACAAUGACAAUGAAGGUGGACCAGUUGGUGACGAUAUUUCUGCUGAAACCGAACUGAAAGACGACGGCGAGCAGCAUGCAUCCACAACACUCGCUUCUCAAAUGACAAUCCUCGAGAUCAGAGACAACGACCCCCUACCAGACCUCAACGACAUCAAGCCACCUCCACCAUCUGGUCCUACAAUAACAACAAAGGCGGCUAAGAAGAAGGCCGGAUGGGCCUUGUAA